Messenger RNA from Gongylonema pulchrum, 270 nucleotides. The record is from the annotation of a GenBank genome assembly. Lineage: Eukaryota; Metazoa; Nematoda; Chromadorea; Rhabditida; Gongylonematidae.
AUGCCCGGCGCACAAUACUACGAUGGUAAGAAGCUGAAUAUCCCGAUAUCUACGGAAGCUGGAAUGGAACUGUACGAGCGCUGGAUACAUCAAGGGAUCAGUAGUGUUAUGUCUGCCAUUGCUAAGCAGCGUGCUGAAAAUUUGAACGAAUAUGAGAGGAGUCGCUUGUACAGAUGCUCCAAGAUCGCUGAAGAUAUCUAUCAACAUGCUAAGUGCGUCAUCAGAGUGAUCGACGUCGAUUCACGACGAACGCACAUCGGAAAACGUUAG